Molecule: messenger RNA, 2055 nt
Organism: Seminavis robusta
Lineage: Eukaryota; Bacillariophyta; Bacillariophyceae; Naviculales; Naviculaceae
Source: the annotation of a GenBank genome assembly
AUGGCGACUCCUGCCGAAGUAGUUGCUGAGCAACAUGAGGAGGCUCGGCGUUUGUUGUUCUCUAUGCCUUGUGCUGCUCCCCCAAGCCAUGAGGAAAUUCCCUUGUCGAUGAAGACAUGUCCCACCCUGGAUCUGUUUGCGUCUGAGAAAGAAGAGGAGGAAGAGAAAAAGGCCUGUGAUGAGCCAGUCAGUAGUCCUUCCAGUGGAGAGACACAUAGUCAUGAUGCAACCGCCAUUGUGCCUUGGUCGUCUCGAGGGCGUGUGGAUGUCUCCAAGAUCCAAGCACUGGUCAAGGAGGGUUAUCGAAUCAUUGAGCACACGCCACCACCACCAGCAACCAAGAACAAGCAGAAAGCAUCCAACAAGAAGAAUCAAAAUAAUGCCAAUGGCAGCAACAACAAAAACAAACCGAAACAACAGCAACCACGACUAUUUGGCCCGCAAUAUUCGGCUACCGAUAUCAAAUCGACAACCAACUUGUGGGAUCCCGUCAAUGCCGCUGUCAACAAUGUGAAUAUCAUCCGACCGUCGCAUGAUGCCUGGGGAAUUGGCAAAAUUGUCCUCAUUUUUGCAGAUGACUUUCUGCAAGGAACCUACGAGUUGCCGUGGUGGCAUUUGCGAACAGAUAUCCGACAAGCCGUGGCACCCAUUCUAGACUGUCUCCAAAUUCAAACCAAUCAAAUUGUUCGUCUAUUGUUGGCCAGUUUGCCACCGGGAACCACCAUUCCCUUGCAUCAAGACAGUGGCGCUUGGGUUUGCCAAACACAUCGAGUACACGUACCCAUUAUUGUGACAGAACCAGACAAGAUUAUGUUCCGAGUGGGUCUCACAGACCAGCAAUUGCAACGGAUUGAUUGUACUCCGGGACAUGUCUUUGAAAUGAACAAUCAAUGUCGACAUGCCGUUAGCAAUUGCAGUGACGAUUAUCGGGUUCACUUGAUUUUGGACUACACAUCAUCAUCCUCAUCCAACAACAACAACAACAACAACAACAACAACAACGAACGACCACAACAACAACUUCAACAUGUAAAAUUGGAUCCGGGAGAGAAACUCUUGCAGACUCGUCGGUCGGUCGAUCGACUCCGCAAUCAAGGGUCGAGGCCAACGCCCUCCUUUUUGAUCCUCGGAGCUCAAAAGGCCGGUACUACGUCGCUAUACGAGUACAUGAUGCAACACCCUCUCAUUGUCAGACCCAAACGCCGAGAAACGCAUUGCCUCGAUUGGCGAUGGAAGGAAGAAAUUGCCAAGGGCAGCAACUUUACAGAGAAACAACUAAGAGAGCACUGUGAACUCUUCUACGAAACACAAGCCCUCAAACUACACCCCAGUUGUUGCACGGGAGAUUCCACACCCAGCUACUGGCUCGAUAGUCGACGAGUCAUCCCGAGACUCAAAAUGGUGUUUCCCUGGCGCAUCUCCUUCUUGGUGCUCACGCGAAACCCUAUACAACGAGCCGAAUCGCAUUAUGCCAUGGUCACAAGUUCGGAAGGAACACCGGCGCAACUCAAGACACGAGGAACCGAAUGGAGAGAGAAAUCGUUUGUGCAAGUCGUACACGAGGAAUUCCAAAACAUGCACCAGUGCGGAUUGAUCCCCUAUUGGGACAUGGAUGCUGGGACUGUUGACCAAACAGUGUUUGAUGGCUUUAUCAAUUCGGCAGAGGAAGAUCAGGCAUGGAGCUUGUAUCUGGACCGGCAUGUGCCGCUACAUACCGGCUCCUACGGUGUCUUGGCCCGUGGCUUGUACGCUCUUCAGAUGCGGCCAUGGUUGCAUGCGUUUCAUCCACAGGACUUUUUGUGCCUCCAACUGGAACGAGACCUGAACGCUACAACUGUGCAAGCCACCAUGGAACGUGUCUUUGAUCAUGUGGGAGUGCCGUCAUCCUUUACCUUGGCAGAUGUCUCACCCCAAAACACCCGACAGUACGAACCCAACAUGGACGAGAAUCUGUAUCAAGUUCUAGAACGAUUCUUUGAACCGCACAAUCGACGAUGGGAGGCUCUUGUGGCAACGCUACCGAACCAGUCCAACAAAGUUGGGACCAUGGUGUAA